Ornithorhynchus anatinus (platypus) is the source of this 6014-nucleotide messenger RNA. Its product is annotated as myosin-7. Gene Ontology annotation, molecular function: cytoskeletal motor activity; actin filament binding; ATP binding. The coding region runs from base 87 to 5894 and encodes 1935 amino acids. The transcript is spliced from 40 exons. Lineage: Eukaryota; Metazoa; Chordata; Mammalia; Monotremata; Ornithorhynchidae. The record is from RefSeq and is a predicted model, not a curated record. Gene Ontology annotation, cellular component: myosin complex.
CCGUCCCUCUCUCUCUCACACACCUCAGGUCUUGUGGUCCAGUCUCCCUCCUCCUUGUAGAGACUCAUUCACCCUAAGGCCCAACCAUGGGUGACGCUGAGAUGGCUGUGUUUGGGGCGGCGGCCCCCUACCUGCGCAAGUCGGACAAGGAGCGUCUGGAGGCCCAGACCCGGGCCUUCGAUCUCAAGAAGGAUGUCUUCGUGCCCGAUGACAAGGAGGAGUUCAUCAAGGCCAAGAUCCUAUCCAAGGAAGGGGGCAAGGUCACCGCCGAGACCGAGAACGGCAAGACCGUGACGGUGAAAGAAGACCAGAUCAUGCAGCAGAACCCGCCCAAGUUCGACAAGAUCGAGGACAUGGCCAUGCUGACCUUCUUGCACGAGCCCGCCGUGCUCUACAACCUGAAGGAGCGCUACGCCUCCUGGAUGAUCUACACCUACUCGGGCCUGUUCUGCGUCACCGUCAACCCCUACAAAUGGCUGCCCGUGUACAACGCCGAGGUUGUAGCAGCCUACAGGGGCAAGAAGAGAAGCGAGGCUCCGCCCCACAUCUUCUCCAUCUCAGACAACGCUUAUCAGUACAUGCUGACAGACAGAGAAAACCAGUCCAUCCUUAUCACCGGAGAAUCCGGGGCCGGGAAAACCGUCAACACCAAGAGGGUCAUCCAGUACUUUGCUGUCAUUGCUGCUAUCGGGGACCGAAGCAAGAAGGAUCAGAAUCCGGGAAAGGGUACCCUGGAGGACCAGAUCAUCCAGGCCAACCCCGCCCUGGAGGCCUUCGGCAACGCCAAGACCGUGAGGAACGACAAUUCCUCCCGCUUUGGGAAAUUCAUCCGCAUCCACUUCGGAGCGACGGGGAAGCUGGCGUCUGCUGACAUAGAGACGUACCUCCUGGAGAAGUCGCGCGUCAUCUUCCAGCUGAAGUCGGAGAGAGACUACCACAUCUUCUACCAAAUCCUGUCCAACAAGAAGCCAGAGCUGCUGGACAUGCUGCUGAUCACCAACAACCCCUACGACUACUCGUUCAUCUCCCAAGGAGAGACCACCGUGGCUUCCAUCGAUGACUCCGAAGAGCUCAUGGCCACUGACAGCGCCUUCGACGUGCUGGGCUUCUCCGCGGAAGAGAAGAGCUCCAUCUACAAGCUGACGGGCGCCAUCAUGCACUUCGGGAACAUGAAGUUCAAGCAGAAGCAGCGGGAGGAGCAGGCCGAGCCCGACGGCACCGAAGAGGCUGACAAAUCGGCCUACCUCAUGGGGCUCAACUCGGCCGACCUGCUGAAGGGGCUGUGCCACCCGCGGGUGAAGGUCGGCAACGAGUACGUCACCAAGGGGCAGAAUGUCCAACAGGUGUCCUACGCCAUCGGUGCCCUGGCCAAGUCCGUGUACGAGAAGAUGUUCAACUGGAUGGUGACGCGCAUCAACGCCACCCUGGAGACCAAGCAGCCGCGGCAGUAUUUCAUCGGCGUCCUGGACAUCGCCGGCUUCGAGAUCUUCGACUUCAACAGCUUCGAGCAGCUGUGCAUCAACUUCACCAACGAGAAGCUGCAGCAGUUCUUCAACCACCACAUGUUCGUGCUGGAGCAGGAGGAGUACAAGAAGGAGGGCAUCGAGUGGGAGUUCAUCGACUUCGGCAUGGACCUGCAGGCCUGCAUCGACCUCAUCGAGAAGCCCAUGGGCAUCAUGUCCAUCCUGGAGGAGGAGUGUAUGUUCCCCAAGGCCACGGACAUGACCUUCAAGGCCAAACUGUACGACAACCACCUGGGCAAGUCCAACAACUUCGGGAAGCCACGCAACAUCAAGGGGAAGCCGGAGGCCCACUUCUCCCUGGUGCACUACGCGGGCACGGUGGACUACAACAUCCUGGGCUGGCUGCAGAAGAACAAGGACCCGCUCAACGAGACCGUGGUGGGCCUCUAUCAGAAGUCCUCCCUCAAGCUGCUCAGCAACCUGUUCGCUAACUACGCGGGGGCCGACGCACCUGUCGAGAAGGGCAAAGGCAAAGCCAAGAAAGGCUCUUCCUUCCAGACGGUGUCGGCUCUGCACAGGGAAAACCUGAACAAGCUGAUGACCAACUUGCGCUCCACCCAUCCCCACUUUGUACGCUGUAUCAUCCCCAAUGAGACUAAGUCUCCGGGGGUGAUGGACAACCCGCUGGUCAUGCACCAGCUGCGCUGUAACGGGGUCCUGGAGGGCAUCCGGAUCUGCAGGAAGGGCUUCCCCAACCGCAUCCUCUACGGGGACUUCCGCCAGAGGUACCGCAUCCUGAACCCGGCGGCCAUCCCCGAGGGCCAGUUCAUCGACAGCAGGAAGGGGGCGGAGAAGCUGCUGGGCUCCCUGGACAUCGACCACAACCAGUACAAGUUCGGCCACACCAAAGUAUUCUUCAAGGCUGGACUGCUGGGGCUGCUGGAAGAGAUGAGGGACGAGCAGCUGUCCCGCAUCAUCACCCGCAUCCAGGCCCAGUCCCGUGGUGUCCUGUCCCGCUUGGAGUUCAAGAAGAUCCUGGAGCGCAGAGACUCGCUGCUGGUGAUUCAGUGGAACAUCCGGGCCUUCAUGGGGGUCAAGAAUUGGCCCUGGAUGAAGCUCUACUUCAAGAUCAAGCCGCUGCUGAAGAGCGCGGAGACGGAGAAGGAGAUGGCCACCAUGAAGGAGGAGUUUUCGAAGCUCAAGGAGGCGCUGGAGAAGUCAGAGGCCCGUCGGAAGGAGCUGGAGGAGAAGAUGGUGUCCCUCCUGCAGGAGAAGAAUGACCUGCAGCUGCAAGUCCAGGCGGAGCAAGACAACCUGGCAGACGCGGAGGAGCGCUGCGACCAGCUGAUCAAGAACAAGAUCCAGCUGGAGGCCAAGGUGAAGGAGCAGACGGAGCGGCUGGAGGACGAGGAGGAGAUGAACGCCGAGCUCACGGCCAAGAAGCGCAAGCUGGAGGACGAGUGCUCGGAGCUCAAGAAGGACAUCGACGACCUGGAGCUGACGCUGGCCAAGGUGGAGAAAGAGAAACACGCCACGGAGAACAAGGUGAAGAACCUGACGGAAGAGAUGGCUGGGCUGGACGAGAUCAUCGCUAAGCUGACCAAGGAAAAGAAGGCCCUGCAGGAGGCCCACCAGCAGGCCCUGGACGACCUCCAGGCCGAGGAGGACAAGGUCAACACCCUGACCAAGGCUAAGGUCAAGCUGGAGCAGCAGGUGGACGACCUGGAGGGAUCCCUGGAGCAAGAGAAGAAGAUCCGGAUGGACCUGGAGCGGGCCAAGCGGAAGCUGGAGGGAGACCUGAAGCUGACCCAGGAGAGCAUCAUGGACCUGGAGAACGACAAGCAGCAGCUGGAUGAACGGCUGAAAAAGAAGGACUUUGAGCUGAAUGCACUCAACGCCCGGAUUGAGGAUGAACAAGCCCUGGGUAUCCAGCUACAGAAGAAACUGAAGGAGUUGCAGGCUCGCAUAGAGGAGCUGGAGGAGGAGCUGGAGGCAGAGAGGACGGCGCGGGCCAAGGUGGAGAAGCUGCGCUCGGACCUGUCCCGGGAGCUGGAGGAGAUCAGCGAGCGGCUGGAGGAGGCGGGCGGGGCCACCUCGGUGCAGAUCGAGAUGAACAAGAAGCGGGAGGCCGAGUUCCAGAAGAUGCGGCGGGAUCUGGAAGAGGCCACGCUGCAGCACGAGGCCACGGCCGCCGCCCUGCGCAAGAAGCACGCGGACAGCGUGGCCGAGCUGGGCGAGCAGAUCGACAACCUGCAGAGGGUGAAGCAGAAGCUGGAGAAGGAGAAGAGCGAGUUCAAGCUGGAACUGGACGACGUCACCUCCAACAUGGAGCAGAUCAUCAAGGCCAAGGCCAAUCUGGAGAAGAUGUGCCGGACCCUGGAGGAUCAGGUGAAUGAGCACCGCAGCAAGUCGGAGGAGACGCAACGCGCGGUCAACGACCUCACCAGCCAGAGGGCCAAGCUGCAGACCGAGAACGGGGAGCUGUCCCGGCAGCUGGAUGAGAAGGAGGCUCUGGUCAACCAGCUGACCCGCGGCAAGCUCACCUACAACCAGCAACUGGAGGAUCUCAAGAGGCAGCUAGAGGAGGAGGUCAAGGCGAAGAACGCGCUGGCCCACGCGCUGCAGUCCGCCCGGCACGACUGCGACCUGCUGCGGGAGCAGUACGAGGAGGAGACGGAGGCCAAGGCCGAGCUGCAGCGCGUCCUGUCCAAGGCCAACUCCGAGGUGGCCCAGUGGAGGACCAAGUACGAGACGGACGCCAUCCAGAGGACCGAGGAGCUGGAGGAGGCCAAGAAGAAGCUGGCACAGAGGCUGCAGGACGCGGAAGAGGCCGUGGAGGCCGUGAAUGCCAAGUGCUCGUCGCUGGAGAAGACCAAACACCGGCUGCAGAACGAGAUCGAGGACCUGAUGGUGGACGUGGAACGGUCCAACGCCGCAGCCGCCGCCCUCGACAAGAAACAGAGGAACUUUGACAAGAUCCUGGCCGAGUGGAAGCAGAAGUUUGAGGAAUCUCAGUCGGAGCUGGAGGCCUCCCAGAAGGAGGCGCGCUCCCUCAGCACGGAGCUCUUCAAGCUGAAGAACGCCUACGAGGAGUCGCUGGAGCACCUGGAGACCUUCAAGAGGGAGAACAAGAACCUCCAGGAGGAGAUCUCAGACCUGACGGAGCAACUGGGGUCCAGCGGGAAGAGUAUCCACGAGCUGGAGAAGGUCCGCAAGCAGCUGGAGGCCGAGAAGAUGGAGCUACAGUCCGCACUGGAGGAGGCCGAGGCCUCCCUGGAGCACGAGGAAGGGAAGAUCCUCAGGGCCCAGCUGGAGUUCAACCAGAUCAAGGCGGAGAUCGAGCGGAAGCUGGCGGAGAAGGACGAGGAGAUGGAGCAGGCCAAGCGCAACCAUCUGCGGGUGGUGGACUCCCUGCAGACCUCCCUGGAGGCCGAGACCCGCAGCCGCAACGAGGCGCUGCGGGUGAAGAAGAAGAUGGAGGGCGAUCUCAACGAGAUGGAGAUCCAGCUGAGUCACGCCAACCGCAUCGCUGCCGAGGCCCAGAAGCAAGUCAAAACCCUGCAGGGUUUGCUCAAGGACACGCAGAUCCAGCUGGAUGACGCGGUGCGCGCCAACGACGACCUGAAGGAGAACAUCGCCAUCGUGGAGCGACGUAACAACCUGCUGCAGGCGGAGCUGGAGGAGCUGCGGGCGGUGGUGGAGCAGACGGAGAGGGCCCGGAAGUUGGCCGAGCAGGAGCUGAUCGAGACCAGCGAGCGCGUCCAGUUGCUCCACUCCCAGAACACCAGCCUCAUCAACCAGAAGAAGAAGAUGGAGGCCGACCUGUCCCAGCUUCAGACCGAGGUGGAGGAGGCCGUGCAGGAGUGCCGGAACGCCGAGGAGAAGGCCAAGAAAGCCAUCACCGACGCGGCCAUGAUGGCCGAGGAGCUGAAGAAGGAGCAGGACACGAGCGCCCACCUGGAGCGCAUGAAGAAGAACAUGGAGCAGACCAUCAAGGACCUGCAGCACCGGCUGGAUGAGGCCGAGCAGAUCGCCCUGAAGGGCGGCAAGAAGCAGCUGCAGAAGCUGGAGGCCCGGGUGAGGGAGCUGGAGAACGAGCUGGAGGCCGAGCAGAAGCGGAACGCCGAGUCCGUGAAGGGCAUGAGGAAGUGCGAGCGACGCAUCAAGGAGCUCACGUACCAGACGGAGGAGGACCGGAAGAACCUGCUGCGCCUGCAGGACCUGGUGGACAAGCUCCAGCUGAAGGUCAAGGCCUACAAGCGGCAGGCGGAGGAGGCGGAGGAGCAGGCCAACACCAACCUGUCCAAGUUCCGGAAGGUCCAGCACGAGCUGGACGAGGCCGAGGAGCGGGCGGACAUCGCCGAGUCGCAGGUCAACAAGCUGCGGGCCAAGAGCCGCGACAUCGGUGCCAAGGGGUUGAAUGAGGAGUAGCAGGGGCCCGCCUUCCUGUUUCACGUCGGCCGAGGCCAAAGGAGUCACCCUGGCCUCAACUCCCUGUACAGUAGCCCCCCGACCUGGCAAGUAGAAUAAAGAGAUUUUCCUAGCUGCUCA